ACUAGUGAUAUUAUGACUUUUAACAAUCAUGGCUACUCUUGAGGACGAACAAAGCAUCGUUGAUUCAGCCACAGAAUCUCGGCGUUCUUCAGGAUCGCAGCUAAGUCCGACUGAAAUUACGAGGUCUGUCAAUCUGCAGAGAAAUGCACAACGGAAAUCUCAAGUCAGAAGUUUUCCAAGAACAAAGAAGUUGGAAAAAUUAGGCGUUUACUCUUCCUGCAAGGCAGAUGAAGCGUGCAAGUGCAAUGGCUGGAAGAACCCUAACCCCCCUCCUACCCCGACACAGCCUGCUAGACUGGAUGUAACCACACCAUUGGCUAGCCGUUCAGACCCAUGCAAGAGCUGUGGUCAUCAACUCGCUGCGCACGUAUCCCAUCUGGAGGACGUUGCCGAGGAGGAGAUCGACAGACUCCUGGGCAUCGUAGUCGACGUCGAACACCUCUUCAUGUCCGUUCACAAGGAAGAGGAUGCAGACACAAAGCAGGUCUACUUCCAUCUAUUCAAGCUCCUGAGGAAGUGCAUCCUGCAGAUGAGUUCACCGUCCGUAGAAGGUCCUUUGGGUCGCCCUCCGUUUGAGAAACCAAGUAUUGCUAAGGGGGUGUCCAACUUUGUCCACUUCAAGUUUGGUCACCUGGUCCACAAGGAUUGGAUGACGAUGUACGACCUUGCCAAGAUGUUUCUUCACUGUAUGAACCAUUGGAAGUUAGAGACGCCCACAGCCAGGAAGCAAAGAGCGCAGGUGGAUGAAGCAGGUGCAUACAAGGUCACCUACACAAGAUGGCUGUGCUACUGCCAUGUGCCAUCUUUCUGCGACAGUCUACAGCAUCAUGAACCAACGGAUAUCUUCGGUCGGACUCUCUUGAAGACGGUGUUCCCUGCGAUGAAGCGGCAGGUCUUAGACAUGCUACGAUCAGAGAAAGACAACAUGCCUGCUGAGAAACGCAAUCUGGUGCUGACUCACUUUCCAAGAUUCCUAGCAAUGCUAGAGGAGGAAGCAUUCAACAGUAGUUCACCUAUCUGGGACCCUGAGUUUACCCCAGUCCAGGAAGCAGUACCAAUGGCCUCACCGGACGAGAACACCGAGCUGGAGGAUCCAUUGGACCCCUCUGCCCAAGCGCUUGGUCGGAUCACCGUGACGACCACGACAGGAGUGCCCUCUUUGGCAGAUGGGCAUACGACCUUUAACCUCAGUCCAGGGUUGGUGAACGUGAGAAGAGCUGCAAGAUUAAGUGCUCUCGCUGCCACUCAAGCCACUGAUAAACGUAAAAUUGAUGAAUUACCGACUGAGGAAGAAAUCAAGAGGCAGCGACUAGAGGAGGAUAUUCCAGAUAAUAUUCUAGGUGAGGUGCUAUCAACCGUUACAGACCCUGCUGCCAUGGUAGGCCCAGAGGGUAAUCUGUUUGCUGCUCACUCUGCCCGUGAUGAGGCUGCAAGGAACGAGGAGAGGAGAGGGGUGAUAGAGUUCCAUGUCAUCGGUAAUUCAGUCACACGGAAACCUUCAAGACAAACACUCAUAUGGUUGGUGGGUCUACAGAAUGUCUUCUCACAUCAGCUACCGAGAAUGCCCAAGGAAUACAUCACCAGACUCGUAUUCGAUACAAAGCACAAGACACUGGCAUUAGUGAAGGAGAACAGAGUAAUAGGCGGAGUCUGUUUCAGAAUGUUUCCAACCCAAGGAUUCACAGAGAUUGUCUUCUGUGCCGUCACUUCUAAUGAGCAAGUCAAGGGUUAUGGUACCCAUCUAAUGAAUCAUCUCAAGGAUUAUCAUGUCAAGCAUGGUGUUCUUCAUUUCCUAACAUUCGCUGAUGAGUUUGCCAUCGGAUACUUCAAGAAACAGGGUUUCUCAAAAGACAUCAAGAUGCCCAAGUCCAGUUAUGCUGGUUAUAUCAAGGACUAUGAGGGCGCUACACUCAUGGGCUGUCAGCUCAACCCACGUAUACCGCACACUGAGUUCUCUCUCAUCAUACACAGACAGAAAAAGAUUGUGAAGAAGCUGAUUGAGAUGAAGCAGCAUGAAGAGAGAAGUGUCUAUCCUGGCCUGACAUGCUUCAAAGAAGGCGUCAGGCAGAUACCGAUGGAGAGUAUUCCUGGUCUAGUGGAUGCUGGAUGGAGACCGGUCAGAGAGAAACCAAAGGUCACUCCACUGAACGAGGAACAGGUCCAGUCUGCAUUCAAGACCGUCUUGACCGCUGUAAAGAAUCACAACAGUGCGUGGCCUUUCUUGAAACCAGUAGAAAAGAACGAAGCACCAGACUACUAUGAGCACAUCAAGUAUCCUAUGGAUUUGAAGACAAUGACCGAGCGCUUCAAAGGAAAGUAUUACAGCUCUCGGAAGCUCUUCAUCGCCGACAUGCAACGGGUCUUUAGCAACUGCAGAGCAUACAAUGCAGCAGACACAGAAUACGUUCGCUGUGCAAACACCCUGGAACGCUUCUUCCUGAACAAGAUCAAGGAACUUGGCAUCGUAGACAAAUGAAAACCUUGAAAUGUGGGAUUAAAAGACCCUCUGUAUUUUGCAAGGGAUUUUUCAAGGGAUUUAAAGAUCUAGAAAAUAAGUAAAUUAGAGGUGAUACGAAUUCUGUUUGAAUUUUCAGUUGCAUGUCAGAGAGAUAGUGAAGUCUAAAAAAAGCCCUACUAUAUUUUGCUGUUUUCAGAAUGCUUGCAGAUAUGGAAAAGUCUUGAUUUUCUUGGACAGAGGUGAUGCAAAAUUUGAUGCAAAAGUUUGAGGAGGAUUUUUCAGUUUCAUGUCAGAGAGACAGUGAAGUCUGACAAAAGCAUUGAAAAAAUGACAGAUUUACAAUCAACGGAUCUUUGAUUUCUGUUCUGUAGCUCUUGUUCAAAAUAUGGAAGAACUCUGGUACUUCUCGCAGAAGAAAGUAUUUGAAUACUUUAGACGGAGCCAUGUGGGUUGCAUGUUGUUUCAUGGACCUCCUGUAAAGCUGAGUCCAGGAAUCUUGUUUACAACUCUGAACUUGAGGAAAAGUACAGGAGGUGCGAUGGCUCAGUGGUAGACCAGUGGUCUCGUAACCAGGAGGUCCCGGGUUCAAAACCAAGUCAUUGAGCUCAUGCUCUUAAGUAAGGCUUCAAUCCU
Strongylocentrotus purpuratus (purple sea urchin) is the source of this 3091-nucleotide messenger RNA. RefSeq names its product histone acetyltransferase KAT2A-like. The coding region runs from base 29 to 2476 and encodes 815 amino acids. Gene Ontology annotation, biological process: positive regulation of transcription by RNA polymerase II; chromatin remodeling. The transcript has 17 exons. NCBI's taxonomy places the organism in Eukaryota, Metazoa, Echinodermata, Echinoidea, Camarodonta, Strongylocentrotidae. Gene Ontology annotation, cellular component: nucleus; histone acetyltransferase complex. Gene Ontology annotation, molecular function: protein binding; histone H3 acetyltransferase activity. The record is from RefSeq and is a predicted model, not a curated record.